AAAAAGGUGAUGAAUUGUCAUUCAAUGCCCCAAGCAAGUAGGACCUCUUAAGAAGCCAAGUGACCUCCACUUCUCUCCUUAAAUUAGUUUUGGGAUUACCACUUUCGAAAUACUUCAAAUUCAAUCCAUCAAGUUGAUCCCAGUUAUUUGAGAUGAUGGACGGUGAGAAAAGGAAAAACACCAGUCUCGGUGACGUCUCCUUUUCUUCUUACCUUACCACCGCAGAAGAGAUCUUUGUUCAUAACUUUGCAGAACCUGGGAAUAGGAUUAAGCAUCCCCAAGUGGGUGAAAUCAGUGUAUUUGGAGCUGAAAAUUACUUCAAUAUGAAACUCGAUGAUGGUGAUGAUGAUCUGCUGCAUCCGGUGGGUCCACGCCGCUGGCCUGGGACACCCACUGCCAGUUCCGAAGCAAGUUGGAGUAGCCAAAGCGUUUUGCUACCAAGUUUCACGGGGAAUCGAUCCGUAAACAAGCCAAAAAGGGUUGAUGGAAGGAGCUUUUUUUUCUCUAAUCUUAGCUGCACCGGGUCUUGUUCCGAUGGGAAAUCUGUUUACGUCAAUCAGAUUGUUGAUCAUGGAAGGGUUCAUGCGAAACAAGUAAGAAGGAAACUGAUGGAAUCCAAAGAUAAGUUUGAUCAGAAGAGUGUGGGUUCUAACAGAGAAGUGUGUUUCCGAUCGCCGGUUCUGAAACUCAAAACACAAUUGGAUGAUCCACGAAAUUCCCUCGAAGUAUUCGGAUCCACUGCGAUGAAGAAAGGGGACAUAACCAAGAACCUCGAAACGAAACUGUCCUUGUUAACUUGGGAUGCCAUCCCAAAUGCCCCGACCAUUUCAUCUGUUUCGAGAAGUAGCCAAGCAGGCGAUGAUGUCGAAAGCGAUUGCAGUUCAGAUCUCUUUGAGAUUGAUAACAUAUGCGGCGAUGGUCCAGCCGCGUUGUUCGCAAGGCCAAGGCCAGGGCAUGCUUCGGAUGGCAUGUCUAGCUGCAUGACACCACCGUAUGCACCGAGCGGGACCAGCGUUGACUGGAGCGUCGUCACCGCCGGUGCAGCGGACUGCUCAUUCGUUUCGGAUUAUGAUGUAAAGAAACCAAACGCAGUCGCCACCAAAGUGGCGCAAAGAAGCCGAUCAGGCGGGAUACUGGGGUGCAAGAGUCACAAAGCAGUCAUGGUUGCUGAAACUGCAUACACAAGAGACGGAAAAACGAAGAGUCCAAGCAGCAUAGUACCUAAAAAGCUUUUUCCAUACUGAGAUGGGUAAAGCAAUGACGAUUAAGGAAGAAGAUAGCUGAAAUCGUUACGUAUGGACAUAAAUUUUCUUUUAAUCAUGUAGUUAGUUUGUCAAGAAUAUUUUACAUGUGUUUUGGCUUUUCAAGUACUGAUUGUCUAUACAGAAAGUUGAAGUCCAUAUAGGUUUUGUGUCACUAAAAUGCACAACAGCAUGGAAACAUAAGAGGAGAAUGUGAAGGCAAAUUGGGCCCGAAAAAGAAGGUUAAUAGACCUACACUUUGGUCCAAUCAGUUUACUUUUUAUUCAAGUUGCUUUUUAAGAAGCCAUCAUUUUGAUCUUUCCCUUCCUUGAAGAGCCUACAACAACAGACCUCAUUUGCAUUGACAUUUUAUUCACAACAACAUGAAGACACGCAAAAAGUGGGAUUAUAUUUAUUUGUUUAUUUAUGUUGUAAAUAAAAUCCCUAGUCCCACCUCCCGGUUUUGCCAUGUCGUCUUGUCGCUAUGUUUGAUGAAUUACAAUUGCAACCCUUCCAUUAUAUGUAGUAGUUGAACAGCUUAAGCUUUCGGUAUUGCCUUUGUCACUUAAUGUCUUGUUGUUUUCAAACAGUACAUUGCUGUUUUAAUCUUUCUUCAGUUUACACAGUGCAUUGUUGUUUUCAAGCACUGUUUCUUCA
Gossypium raimondii (Peruvian cotton) is the source of this 1898-nucleotide messenger RNA. RefSeq names its product protein PHYTOCHROME KINASE SUBSTRATE 1. NCBI's taxonomy places the organism in Eukaryota, Viridiplantae, Streptophyta, Magnoliopsida, Malvales, Malvaceae. The transcript has a single exon. The coding region runs from base 153 to 1244 and encodes 363 amino acids. The record is from RefSeq and is a predicted model, not a curated record. Gene Ontology annotation, biological process: phototropism.